Pseudo-nitzschia multistriata is the source of this 848-nucleotide messenger RNA. The record is from the annotation of a GenBank genome assembly. NCBI's taxonomy places the organism in Eukaryota, Bacillariophyta, Bacillariophyceae, Bacillariales, Bacillariaceae.
CCAUUACAUCGCUCCAACGAAAUUGCAUUAGGACAAGUUACGAUCUAUCAUGUCUCCCGCAUCGACUACCUACUGGCGCAUUGCUGGAAUGACCUACUUACAGGUAAGAAACGAUGUCGUGAGGGACUUAAGUGCUUGGUUGAUUCAGUAUCUUGCGGAGAUCAUCACUUUUUUGUCGCCAAGGGUCACUGAAGCUGUUUUCUCGAAUCGACCUAGUCAAGUGUGAUCGAACAAUAAGAUUGGACAAAUGAUUAUGUUGUCGAUGCAGUAUCAUUCCUCAUGUAUUCCGACAGAUUUUUGUUUCUUCAGAAUAUCAAAUCUCACCAAUUUCUCGCUCUUUAUUCUUCCUCGUUUUUUUCCCCGCAUGUUUGUAGUACGUCAACAGAGCAGCGGGUGCUGUCCGAUCGGGGCUGAAGGAACCAACAAAGUCUAAGCUCCUUGCCCAAAGCGAAUUCAAAUACAAUGCUUCCGCCUGGGAAAGUGGCAUUCAGGGAGCAAAGAAGGAAAUCUCCGCCUUGGGUCAAGCUGGAAAAUGAGUUGGCGUCAUUAUCACCUGAAGUAAUCGGUUCCUUGCAAGUGAUUUCAUCACGUGAGCCUAUUCCCAUGGGUGUAGCACGGGGUCUACCUGUGUAAAAUAGAAUGUUUUUUCUUGAACUCAUUAUCUGAAGUUUUUAGGUACCAAUAGCUGGUAUCUUUCGUCUUAAAUGAACAUGGCUAGUGUUACAGUCGAUUACUGUUCGUUUACGAUCGCGUCCUUCUUCAAGAGUGGUUACCAUGAGACCUGCGAAAAACAGUUUCUCAUUAUGAUUUUAGAUUUUAGUACGAAGUAAUACAGUAUUUUAUGAUAA